UGCACGGCGCUGCAAAAUGUCAGCCUGCGCGACCUGGAACAAUGGGAAGAUAAUUCAAUUGCUGAAAGCCUAUAGGGAAAAGGAAUGCUUGUGGAAUCCGAACAGCCCUCAGCACAGAUGCCGCAAUAUGGUGCACGAUGCAUGGAUGGAACUGUCGCUAUUUACGGGCGGCGACAUCACAGAAAUAAAGCGGAAAUUAAAGAAUCUCGUAGGGCAGUUCUACCGCGAGAACAGGAAGUACAUAAUGAUGAAGAAGUCUGGACUGACGAACAGAUUUCCCAAAUGGUUCGCCUACAAACACCUGCUCUUCCUGAAAGAAAAACAUAGGAAAGUCGAGGUGACCCCUGCAGGCAUCAAGGUUGAGCCACUUGAAAUUCCAGACGAAGACGACUUCUCAAAUGAAAGUGAAGAUGCCUUGGAUAAUGAAGAGGAUGAACUCGUAAAAGAAGAUGACUGUUAUUUAGAAAUUUUACCCGAUGUCGAACCAACGAUAGUGUACCAGAAACAACCCACACCACCACCACUGAAGAAUAAACGAUCUCAGAUAGAUGGCAUCAAAUCAUCAGUGGUCCAUAAGACUGCACAUAUAACAGAUAAUAAUGAACGAACCGAUCAAUUUAAUAAAACUUUAUAUGGAUCUGAGCGAGAUGAGUACGUGGUGUUCGGCGAGUAUGUGACGAAGAAGCUGCAAAAGCUGGACAGUCACUCGCGAGUUAUAGCCCAGCAUAAUAUAAACCAGGUGCUUUUCGAGGCAGAAUUGGGACGGUACAAGAACACUUUUCGCGAAAAGGAUGUGAUAAGCACAUCUUUGGAUGAAUCAUCGAAUCAUGACACGGACACCUUGAUAAUCAAUGACCUAGUUAAGGUUGAAACUUAUAAAUAAAAGAACUGUUUACUGUUAUUAGUUUUUCUCCAUGAUUAACUAUUUAUUUGAGUAAUCAUUUU
Messenger RNA from Nicrophorus vespilloides, 945 nucleotides. RefSeq lists its product as uncharacterized. Bases 17 to 883 code for a protein of 288 amino acids. NCBI's taxonomy places the organism in Eukaryota, Metazoa, Arthropoda, Insecta, Coleoptera, Silphidae. The record is from RefSeq and is a predicted model, not a curated record. The transcript has 2 exons.